AUAGACUCCAUAACGUCCAGUAACCAUCUCCCACAUCAAAUAUAGUUAUGCAGAUUGCUUGCUUUGGCAUUUUUCCAGAUUUGGAUAGGAAAGAAAGACAUUUUCCUAAGGUUAAGAAAUGGGAGACUGGUCCAUUCUUGGCCGCUUCCUAACGGAGGUGCAGAACCACUCCACGGUGAUCGGCAAGAUCUGGCUGACCAUGCUGCUUAUAUUCCGCAUCCUACUGGUGACCCUGGUAGGGGACGCGGUGUACAGCGAUGAGCAGUCUAAGUUCACCUGCAACACCCUGCAACCUGGUUGCAACAACGUCUGCUAUGACACCUUCGCCCCUGUCUCACACCUGCGCUUCUGGGUCUUCCAGAUCGUACUCGUCUCCACACCGUCCAUCUUCUACAUUGUCUACGUGUUGCACAAGAUCGCCAAGGAUGAGAAGUUAGAGAUUGAGAAGAUCCAGGUGGUCGCCAAGCACCCUCCUGCAUGUGAAAGGCUCAAACAUGUAGGGGUGGAGGGUGGGGAAGCCGUGGGGGCCAGCAGCCCCUCCUUCAACCCCCACUAUGAGGAGGAGUGGGGCGCCCGGGAAGGGGAGUGUGUGGAGCAAAGCCUGCUGGAGGAGGACUUGAGGGAGGUGGGGGAGGACCCCACCGAGCUGUCCAGCCAGGUACUACUGACCUACAUCAUCCACGUGGUGCUGCGCUCCAUCAUGGAGAUAGCCUUCCUUGUGGGCCAGUACUACUUGUUUGGCUUUGAAGUGCCUCACCUGUUCCGCUGUGAGACCUACCCCUGUCCCAACCGGACUGACUGCUUUGUGUCUCGUGCCACGGAAAAGACCAUCUUCCUCAACUUCAUGUUCAGCAUCAGCCUGGGAUGCUUCAUCCUGAACAUUGUGGAGCUGCACUACCUGGGCUGGGUCUAUAUUUUCCAUGUGUUGUGCUCGGCCUGCUCCACAUGUUGCGAGCCAGAGAGGGACCCUGUGGAACGCGUGGAUCUGUAUCACAACCACAACCCUCUGCUGCUGCAGCUCAAACACUCCCUACGAGGCAGGGUGGUCCUGCAGACCCCCCCUCCCAUGUCCCAGGAGAAGAGCAGUGGCAUCUUGUCAACCCACAUCCCUGCCAUCUCCUUUGAGACGGACUCCACAGUAGAGUGCACCUCCAAGAGGAGCCCAGAUGAGAAAGAACGCACUAAGGCCAAACUGGUCAACAUGUCCAAAACAGGCAGAGGCAAGAAGUCCUGGCUGUGAACUAUCAAUCUGUCCUUUCCUUUAAAUAUUCUUCCUUUACUUCCUCCUCUGAUUUAAUUUGUUUACAGUAAGACAGAGUACAAAAGGGCCCCCUGGAUCAAUGAGGUUCCCCCUGGAGGUCACGGUCCCUGGGCACCUGCUCUGCAUGCCCGGUCAUUAUUUGGUCAUGAUUAUUACAUGUUUAGAUAACUGGCUAGAAUAACUUACUAAUCAAAAAAUUGUUAGCUGACAUGGCUAAUUGAGUGACUUUCAGUGACUGAUAGAACAAGAGAAAAUCUUCUGAUGCACAGCCAAAUUUCUAAAUUGCACCUUGUGUAUUCUACUACUCUAACUAAAAGAAAAUGUGCUGCUUAUGCCUGGAGUGUACACGGGUACAAAUGCAACCACCGUGGUAACUAUUCAUAUAACAUCUAUAAUAUAACCAAUGAUAUGGUUUCCAAAGGAAAUAACACUUGCCACUAUUACAACAUAUUCAGUGCAUUCGGAAAGUAUUCAGACCCCUCGACUUUUCUCACAUUUUGUUACGUUACAGCCUUAUCCUAAAAUGACCCUUGACCUAUUUUUUUCAUCAAUCUACACACA
Molecule: messenger RNA, 1822 nt
Organism: Oncorhynchus mykiss (rainbow trout)
Lineage: Eukaryota; Metazoa; Chordata; Actinopteri; Salmoniformes; Salmonidae
Source: RefSeq, a predicted model, not a curated record